Debaryomyces tyrocola is the source of this 866-nucleotide messenger RNA. Lineage: Eukaryota; Fungi; Ascomycota; Pichiomycetes; Serinales; Debaryomycetaceae. The record is from the annotation of a GenBank genome assembly.
AUGUUUAUCCAAGCUGAUAAGAAGAAGAGAUUGUCGUUGGAUGUUAUCGGGCAACUAGAAGAUGAUUUAGAGACUGAUCCAUUGGAUUAUAAUAAAUGGAAUAAAUUAAUCCAACAGGUUCUUGCUAAGGAUAAGGAGGAGCAAGUGAAAUCUGUAUUCAACAAAUAUUUGAGUAUUUUCAAGUUUGACGUAUGUAUCAUUACCGUGAAAUACAUUUGUUGAUAGAUUAUGUAUAGAUUCAUGUUUCGAUGGUUUUCAUCUGUUCAUUUCUUUUUUUGCAUUACUACCAGUUACAUUAUUUUGGAAUUCUUAAUAAAAUGGCCAAACGUUUUGAUUCUCCUUUGUUACAUUAGACUAAUACAUCGAGGAAGAAUGAAUUACAUAGAUAAUCUAUUAGAAUAAAUUGUAUUUUUGUCGAUUUCAGCUUAAACGCAUAAAAGGAACAAUACUAACAAAUUUUAGGGUAAGCAAUGGUGUAAUUAUAUCAACUACCAAUUGAAUAGAGGUGAAUUCCAAGAAGUUGAACAAUUAUUCUCGAAAUGUCUUCCUAUAACUGAUCACGUUGAAUUGUGCCGUCUAUACGUUUCGUAUGUCCGUCGUACCAAUGAUGUGGUUACUGGAGGAGAAAAAGCUCGUGGUAUCGUGGUUCAGGCUUUUGAAUUCGCAGUUACUAAAGUUGGCAUAGAUAUAAGUAGUGGUGAUUUGUGGAAUGAUUAUUUGGAUUUCUUAAAGGCGUGGACUCCGGCCGCAACUUGGGAACAACAACAAAAGACAGACUUGAUAAGGAGAGUCUAUAAAAGGUUUUUAGUAAUCCCAACAGAAAAAAUAGAGCAAAUCUGGUCCACAUAUACAAAAUGGGAAAAUGA